Lontra canadensis (Northern American river otter) is the source of this 1739-nucleotide messenger RNA. RefSeq names its product chromosome unknown C10orf67 homolog (gene CUNH10orf67). The transcript is spliced from 16 exons. The record is from RefSeq and is a predicted model, not a curated record. Lineage: Eukaryota; Metazoa; Chordata; Mammalia; Carnivora; Mustelidae. The coding region runs from base 1 to 1692 and encodes 563 amino acids.
AUGAAGCAUCUACGUCUGUGGUCAAGGGGCAGGUGUAGGCAAUUCGCCAGGGCGCCCGCUUCCUUCUUAGUCUGGCAUUGCUCUGGGGCGAAGGCUCAUUAUGUCCUAAGCAUGGAAGGUUAUAACCAGGGGGCGCUCCUCCUCCCCGAGGCUGCCCUCCAGCUAGGGGCGCAAGGCCGGGAAGACGAGGGUCCCGGCGCGGGGAGGGGUGCUCGCGUGCAAAGGGAGACGCUCAGGAACCCAGUGAGCGCUCGGGCCUGGCGGGAGGCUGAGCGCAGAAGCCCCAGAGAACACAAGAUUAUUAGAUCCCUUCAAGUGGAUUUUGGGUUCCUCAAAGAAUUGCUUCAGUUGAAAUUUGAGGACCGUCUUAAAGAAGAGUCUUUUAAUCUCUUCACUGCUCUACAUGACAGGAUCCUAACAAUUGAAAAACAUUAUCAAGAGAAUGAGGACAUCAUAAGAAAAUGCUACAAUCAGCAGUUGGCUGAUGCCAUAGCUGUUAUCAAAGGAAUGUACAAGCAAUUCUUUGAGGUGGAAGAAGAGGCUUUUGUGCAUGAAUCAACUAGCAUCAAAAUGAGUGUUUUGUUAAAAAAACUGAAGGACAGAGAAGAAGUUAUUAAGGAAUUAAGAGAAGAACUAGAUCAAUACGAAGAGUCUAGACUUCAAAAAUGUGACGCUUUUGCCAGAGAGACGAUGCUAGAGAGGGAAAAUCUGGAGUACAAAGUGGCAAACGAGAGAAUGCUGCAGAUCAUUGCAGAGCUCGAAGAAGCAAUCCGACUCAACCUAAAGGAAAAUUCAGUACUAGAAGAUGAAAUUAUAACUCUGAAAGAGAAGGUAGAAAAGAAUCAUAGAACUAUUCAAAAGCUGUUUGAUGGUAGAGACAGAUUGCUGUGUGAGCUUGAUUAUGAAAAAGCAUUAGUUCAAGAAAUGAUUAAUAAACAGAAGGAGGACAUGGAAACAAGGAAGAAGUUGGGCAGUGUAGGCAGCAAGAGCCUGAAAUUAGUCAAGGGGAAAGAGACUUCCCUGUCCCCGUGGCCCUCACAGCCCAGGAUUCCAUCCAGACCUAGAGCCAGUUCAAGACCACACUCACCCACCAUCAGUACAUCAGUGACUAUGAAGACCAAGAAAGUUAAGACUCCAAAGAAAUCUGCAAAGGAAGAGCAGCCUUUGGUGAAGCACACAAAACCAGCUGCAGUGCAAGAAGAAAAGGUGAAAUUGCCAGUGGCUAAGGCUGAAGACACACGUGUUUUGGAGAAGCAAAUACAAAUACUAAAGGCUGAUUUAGAAAAUGAGAAAAAGAAGACAGAAAGAUUAAAGAAAGAAUCAGAACAGAUAAACAAAAACUGGGAAAAGAAGUUCUAUAUUCUCAGGAAUAGCUUUCAUGUCCUUAAAGAUGAGAUGUUUACCAGGCACACGUUGUUUCGUCAGUUUGCCGUGCUUGCUGACACGUCCUUCAAUUAUAUUAAAUUAAAACCUUUAUUUGUGCAGUCUAAAACAAACUUGGUAACAGGUUCUACAUCUUCUGGAAGUGAUCAUACGCCUUUGAUGGACAAAGACAUGGAUGUAGUCAGUGACCAGAUAUUUUUUUCCCCUUUAUCAAAAGAGAGGUUGUCGGACACGCCAGAGGAAGAGCCUUUGGAGAAGCCCUUGAUACCCCAGAACACCCCGGUGAACGAUAUGGACGCUGCUGAGUAAGGGGACCCGGCCCUGGGCUGCACCGAGCGGGACCACAGAGCUGGCCC